Messenger RNA from Electrophorus electricus (electric eel), 1144 nucleotides. It is a transcript of the gene ppih, whose product is annotated as peptidylprolyl isomerase H (cyclophilin H). Gene Ontology annotation, cellular component: intracellular membrane-bounded organelle; cytoplasm. Gene Ontology annotation, molecular function: peptidyl-prolyl cis-trans isomerase activity; cyclosporin A binding. Lineage: Eukaryota; Metazoa; Chordata; Actinopteri; Gymnotiformes; Gymnotidae. The record is from RefSeq and is a predicted model, not a curated record. Gene Ontology annotation, biological process: protein peptidyl-prolyl isomerization; protein folding.
UACUCGUAGAAAUGUCUACUUGCGCUUUCCGUCGUGGUCUUUUUUUGAAUCGUUGGUUCCGCAUGUUCUGCUCGUUGUACAAUAGAUAAACCUAGCAACUAUAUUUUGUUUUGUUUUUUUCUACGCCUGACUUUCUACAAUGAACGUCCAACCUUCAAAUCCCAAUAACCCAAUUGUGUUCUUUGAUGUUACAAUCGGGGGACAGGAAGUUGGAAGAAUGAAGAUUGAGCUCUUUGCUGAUGUCGUUCCUAAGACAGCAGAGAACUUUCGGCAGUUCUGCACUGGGGAGUUCAGGAAAGAUGGAGUUCCAAUCGGAUACAAAGGAUGCACGUUCCAUAGAGUGAUUAAGGACUUCAUGAUUCAAGGAGGCGAUUUUGUAAAUUCAGAUGGCACAGGAAUUUGCAGUAUCUACAGAGGACCAUUUGCAGAUGAGAACUUUAAACUCAAACACUCUGCCCCAGGCCUUCUCUCUAUGGCAAAUAGUGGCCCAGGGACGAAUGGCUGCCAGUUUUUCAUAACCUGCACAAAAUGUGACUGGUUAGAUGGGAAGCAUGUGGUAUUUGGGAAAGUGGUGGAUGGUUUGCUUGUAAUGAGAAAAAUUGAGAAUGUGCCCACAGGACCCAACAACAAACCCAAGCUACCUAUCGUCAUUGCCCAGUGUGGAGAGAUGUGAAGAUUUUUUUUAAUCACCAUUAUUUAUUGUUGGUGGUACAUAUCUGCAUGUAGGCAGACCUUUGUUAAUAUUGUCAGCUAAAAGAAAUAUAGAAGAUCAUAUGAUUUACUUUUUCAGAAAUUUGGGUUGGGGGUGUGUUGUCCUUGAUCUGGCUUUAAAUGCUUGCCUUUGGUGUCUGUGAUUUACAGUGACCAUUGAACAACAUCCCUGUGGGCUGUGUAGACUUUCUCACCAGAUCACUAGCCAUUUUUUGCCUUGAGCAACAAACUAUAAUUAUUGAGGAAUAACUGUUGUCUAUUCCCUUCUGUAAAUUCAUAAAUUAAAUAUGCAUUUUGUGGAUACUGGCAUAUAUUUUUCCACAACGAGAAUAAUUUCAUUGAACAUUUUGGAUCACUUUUAGAUCCAAUUGCUCAGUGUUUUACUGCUUUCAAGAACCCUUGAAUAAAUUUCAGGAAAUGUUUUUGUAAUAAA